CGCACCAUACUAAUAAGCCAUUAGUUCAAGCCCAAAAGUUUGAAUCUUUUACCUCGGCAGGGGCCAGUAGACUGGAGAGACGAGAAGAGCGGGAAGCCGGAUAGGGAAUCGGCGGGCACGCGGCUACCGAUGGAUUUGCGGCGACGAUUCGGAAAUGCAAUCAGCACCAAGAACACCGAUGGACGACCGAAGGCGCUGGGGGAGAUGGCGAUGGCGACGGCGACGGGUCACAGGCGACGGGGUAAACGGCGAUGGAGACAGGGAACGGCGACGAGGAGGAACGGCGCUGGGGAAGAUGGCGAUGGCGACGGCGACGGGUCACAGGCUACGGGGAAGACGACGAUGGAGACGGGGAACGGCGACGAGGAGGAACGGCGGCGAUGGAGACGGGGAACGGCGGCGUUGGAGACGGGGAACGGCGACGAGGAGGAAGGAUUUGUAGUCGGAAGCGGCGUUUCCUUGUCUCCACGAAGAAGAAUGAAAAUUAGGGUUCUGCAGAACAGCCCGACCCCGACCCACCUUCACCUUUAAUUUUCGGUCUUUUUGUUUUUUUUAAUUAAACCAACCGGCCGAAUGUAAAAAACCGAACGACCGGCUCGAACGGUUAACCGCUUCGGCCGCUCGCCGGCCGCCCCAGAGAACCAGUCCGGCUAAAUAGCUUAUCCGAGCCGGUUUUGUGCCCGGUUGGCGGUUUUGGCGGCUCGGCUUUGACAACACUGAAAAAAGAGAAGGAGAAGGCGAAGAAGAAGAAGAAGAAGAAGAAGAAGAAAGAAGAAGAAAGAAGAACGAGGAGCUGGGGGAGGGGACUGGAUAUAUCAUCAGUUUUUUCGGGUUUACAGGACCAAACAGAUAUAUAUUUUGGUUUGGACUGACCGAACCGAAAUAUAGUUCUUUUCAAAUU
Linum trigynum is the source of this 901-nucleotide messenger RNA. Lineage: Eukaryota; Viridiplantae; Streptophyta; Magnoliopsida; Malpighiales; Linaceae. The record is from the annotation of a GenBank genome assembly.